UACAUGGUACAAUGAAAAGCACUGAAGUGCAAACCCUCGGCGAACUGCGCACGCGCGGUACCACUAAUUGAUGGGCUGGGCUUUUAGUAUGCGUUUACUCGCGGUAUCCACGGUAGUAGCUCGCUGAGAGUCUGACACGGACUAGCUACAGUAGUAGAUAGCAUGCGGGAGUCGACACACGCCCUUCGUUGUGACUUCUUAUGCCUUCAAGAUGCACAGACCAAGCGGCCCGGUCGAGGUUAAAAUUUUAAAGUGUAUACUUUUAACCCUGCUUUGUUCUCUCUCUGUUCAGUUGGAGUAUGCAAGUCAGUCAGUCCUGGCAGCCUCGUGGUCCGUGUCAUCACACUCCCCCCACGCCAACCCCGACGUACACGUGUGCCUGUGCGGAGAGGGACGAGUUGGGCGGAGUCUCGUGAGGCAGUGGGUGGAGUUUUACACGUCCCGGGUCCUUCCGAGUCUCAGUGGGACGCUCUGUCCAGAGAAAAGCUGGCCUCUGUUUUCCUGGACUUGAACUGUCACCUGACCACUCGAAUCUUCCUGACUGGCUACAAGCUCUCACUAGCUGACAUUCUUCUCUACUACGGUCUCCACAGAUACAUGAAGGCGCUGUAUGUUCAUGUCUGCUGCUGGUUUGAUCAGGUACAUCAUUUCCCAGAGCUGAGGCCAUUCUCUCUACCAGAGGUGGUGUUUCACAAGACUCCAGACAUGCUCCGGAGACAACCAGCAACUAACCACCAGACGAGCAUCACGGCAAAAUACAUCAUCAGCACCCCGCAGGCUCUCAACAUGGUCAAGUACUGGAAGGGACAGCACAUCAUUUGUGUCACUGGCAAAAUCAUAGAGGAGCACAUGAGGAGUGCGGAGUACCGGAAGCCUCAGCUGACAGUGGACAGGGAGUACUUGAGGUGGAACCCUCACACCAAGAGACACAGAACAAACACUCACAAGAAACACUGACUCUCAUAAUAUUCAUCUCUCACCUUCUGUCAUUAUCAUACAUGUUGCCAGUCAACUAAAAGUGGUUCAUGAAGGGGGUUAUAUACAAUACUGGCUUAUAGUCUCUGGUGUCAGAAUUCAAGCAGCUGCAGAGCAACUCCCAGAUACACCAGGAUCAAUUUUUUCCCACGCAGGGGAACUACGCACAAAAUUGCACAUGUAGCUCAUAUUUAUUGAACAUAGUAUAUAUACUGGCUGUCUUACAACACAGAUUACACAAUAUGACAGUGGAUGAGAAACAGACGAAAAUUAAAGUCUUAU
This is a messenger RNA of Geodia barretti, 1257 nucleotides long. Lineage: Eukaryota; Metazoa; Porifera; Demospongiae; Tetractinellida; Geodiidae. The record is from the annotation of a GenBank genome assembly.